Thunnus maccoyii (southern bluefin tuna) is the source of this 3515-nucleotide messenger RNA. It is a transcript of the gene slc44a2, whose product is annotated as solute carrier family 44 member 2. Gene Ontology annotation, molecular function: choline transmembrane transporter activity. The transcript is spliced from 22 exons. Gene Ontology annotation, biological process: transmembrane transport; choline transport. Lineage: Eukaryota; Metazoa; Chordata; Actinopteri; Scombriformes; Scombridae. Gene Ontology annotation, cellular component: membrane. Bases 438 to 2573 code for a protein of 711 amino acids. The record is from RefSeq and is a predicted model, not a curated record.
ACUUUGUACUUCAGUUAUUUUCCACCUCUGCUCUGAUUUGAUCAUUAUCUUUGAAGAGAAACCGGCCAUUUAAAAGCCUUUCUAAAUGCUUUGUGUUCAUUAGCAGUACAUUAGUCUUCACAAACACUCGGAGCACAUUCCAUUGAAGAAGCGGCACAAAUGUGUUUGUCACACUCCGGCGCACUCUGAUUGGCUGUGGCCGCUGUCAGUUACCUUGGUAGCGCUCUCUGAUUGGCUGUCUCUCCUCUCCGUUAGCCUGGGGGAGCGCCGUGUUUCAGUUUGGUUUGGAAUGGUCUCUCUCUCUCUCCCCCUCGCUCUCUCUCUGCUCCGUAGCUAGCAUUCGACCACUCAUAUUGAUGUUUUUUUCCUCGACAUUUCCAUGGUAACUGUCCUGUCCAAGGUCUGAUCAACAGCGAGGAGCCGAGCCGAGUGUGAGAAUGGAGCUGGAGGAAAAAAACCCGGACCCUAAAUACGGGGAGUCGAGGAAGUUUGACCCAAGCUUCAAAGGACCGAUUCACAACAGGGGUUGCACAGAUGUCCUCUGCUGUAUUCUCUUCAUCUUGGCCAUGUUUGGGUACUUUGCUGUGGGUAUCCUCGCCUGGUCCCAGGGUGACCCCAGGAAAGUGAUCUAUCCCACAGACAGCAGGGGACAGUUCUGUGGACAAGAUGGAACAGCUCUGGAGAAGAAGCCUCUUCUGUUCUACUUCAAUAUCCUGAAAUGUGCCAGUCCGCUGGUGCUGCUGGAGUUCCAGUGUCCCACCACACAGUUAUGUGUGGAAAGCUGUCCUGACAGGCAUCUUACAUUGCUGAAAGCCAAGAGAGGCAACAACGAAGACCGUGAAUACUACAAACGAUACUGCAAGGAAGGAGUGAACUUCAGCCAAAUGACCACCCCUGAGAUCCUGAGGGAUGGCUUGUGUCCUGCCAUGCUCAUGCCCAGUAAAGCCUUCACGCGUCGCUGCCUUCCGGCCCUGGGAACGAAGAAAGGCGGGGUGGUGGUGGUGGGCAAUGAGACCAUGCUGGAUGCGGGAGACGGUGUCAAAAUCAAUGCCACCAAGGUGCUUGAGGCAUCAAAGAUGUCAAACAUGGUAGUUGAAGCUCGCCAGGUGGCCAUGAGAAUCUUUGAGGACUACACUCAGUCAUGGCAUUGGAUAUUGCUUGGUCUGGUGAUAGCCAUGCUUGUCAGCUUGAUUUUCAUCGUUCUGCUGCGAUUCUUGGCAGGCAUCAUGGUCUGGGUCAUGAUUGUCUUGGUUAUUCUAGUCAUCGGAUAUGGUAUUUUCCACUGUUACAUGGAGUAUGCAAGUCUGAAGGGAGAGCCUGGCGCUGACGUCACCAUCCGUGACCUGGGCCUGCAGACGGACUUCUCUGUGUACCUGCAGAUCAGACAGACCUGGCUGGCUUUCAUGAUCAUCCUGGCUAUUGUGGAGGUCAUCAUCAUCCUGCUUCUCAUCUUCCUCAGGAAGAGAAUCCUGAUCGCCAUCGCCCUCAUCAAAGAGGCCAGCAGAGCCGUUGGGCAUGUGAUGUCAGCACUGUUCUACCCACUGCUGACCUUUGCCCUCCUCGCCGUGGUGAUUGCUUACUGGGCCAUCACUGCUGUUUUCUUGUCCACCUCUAAUGAACAGGUGUACAAAGUGUUCAAUACCACUGAGUGUGAGUACUCACGACAAACCUGCGACCCCAAGACAUUCAACACCUCCAACAUUACAGUUCAAUGCCCUGACGCAGAGUGCCUGUUUGCCUUCUAUGGUGGUGAGACACUCUACCACAAAUACCUCAUCGUACUCCAGUUUUACAACGUUUUCCUCUUCUUCUGGUGUGCCAAUUUUGUGACGGCCCUGGGCCAAGUCACUCUGGCGGGGGCCUUUGCCUCAUAUUACUGGGCCUUCAAGAAACCUGAUGAUAUCCCUGCCUACCCCAUCUUCUCCUCUCUGGGACGAGCCCUCAGAUACCACACGGGCUCCCUGGCGUUUGGCUCUCUGAUCCUGUCUAUAGUCCAGGUCAUCAGGGUUAUUCUGGAGUACCUGGAUCACAAGUUGAAAGGUGCUCAAAACAAGUUUGCUAAAUUCCUGCUAAGCUGCAUGAAGUGCUGCUUCUGGUGUCUGGAGAAAUGCAUCAAGUUCCUAAACAGAAAUGCCUACAUCAUGAUUGCCAUCUAUGGUAAAAGUUUCUGUACCUCAGCUCGAGAUGCCUUCUUCCUUCUCAUGAGAAACAUCGUCAGGGUGGCUGUUUUAGACAAAGUGACGGACUUCCUGCUGUUUCUUGGAAAGCUCCUUAUUGUUGGAAUUGUUGGAAUCUUCUCUUUCUUCUUCUUCUCUGGAAAAAUCAAAGCUGUAGAGCAGGCUGCUCCAUCUCUGAACUACUAUUGGGUGCCAAUACUGACGGUGGUAGUGGGAUCGUACCUUAUUGCCCACGGCUUCUUCAGUGUGUACGCCAUGUGCGUGGACACACUCUUCCUCUGCUUCUUGGAGGACCUGGAGCGCAACGAUGGAACAGCAGAGAGGCCGUACUUCAUGUCGCAGAGCUUGCUCACCCUCCUAAAGAAGUCCAACGAAGAGGCCAAAUCUGUAGAUUAAGUUUGUUUGUGUGUGUGUGUGUGUGUGUGUGUGUGUGUGUGUGUGUGCGUUUGUGUGUUUAUUUUUGAAUGAAAAGAGGAACAGAAAAAAGUUAAAGUGCCAUUUCCUUCAUUUUGUGUGUUUGUGGUGCUUUAGAUGAGCGACUGAGUUCAGCACCACCACAGUAUUACAGUAACUACUAUUACUGUCAAAUGUUAAUUUCUGUUGUCUGUAUCAUAUUUUGAUCCUUUUAUAUUUUGUUACAAAGACUUAAGCCUAUUGUCUUCCUGUACUUGCCCAACAAGUGAGAUUAUAUUACAGAAAGAAUACAGGGAGCGUGAGUUACACAUAACAUGUGUACUUAAUUUAAGCAACAAUUUGCCUUAAAAACCUGUGUUUUUCUUUUUCAUUGUACUUUUUGGUCUUGCUGGUCUUUUAUUUAUGUAUGUUCUGUCACACAAUUCGUGUGGAAGCAUUGAAGAGUCCAAUAUCUUCUAAUGAGAUCUCCAGUUAAUGGCAGAUGUAGCUUGUUGAUACAUGAGUAAAGCUGUGCUUAAUCAGUUUAACAAAGCAUAUUGCGCUAGCACUAGCUCACCAAAGCAAAAUUGCAAAUGUGCAGGUGAUUAUAGUUUAGUAUGAUCUUAUCACAUUGCCUUAAGAGAUUACAAAUGACUCAAGUGGUUUAAUUUAGACUUACAGUUUUUGCUGUUUUAAUAGCUUGUGUUCUUUCAUGUUUAUAUGAAACAUAUCCAUAAUUAAUGUACAAAUGUUGAAUUUGUAAAAGUUUUUCAUUCAUUUCAUAUUGUUGUAAAUCAAUAAAAUUAUGUUGCCAUAUUAACGUUCAAAGGGGGAGGGGGGGGGACAAAAAAGGCCACUGCCUUUUAGAGACUGAUAUUAUUUGGGUAAAAUAAAAUGUGGAUUAUUAUUGUGUAUGCUGUUAUUAUUAGAACAGGAUGCUCAAAU